Molecule: messenger RNA, 1368 nt
Organism: Plenodomus lingam JN3
Lineage: Eukaryota; Fungi; Ascomycota; Dothideomycetes; Pleosporales; Leptosphaeriaceae
Biological process (GO): monoatomic cation transport; transmembrane transport
Cellular component (GO): membrane
Molecular function (GO): monoatomic cation transmembrane transporter activity
Source: RefSeq, a predicted model, not a curated record
AUGACUUCUGAAUCACAUGCCUCACCUGUUGGCCAAUCCCAGAGCCAAGCGGGUCAAGAAACUAUGGGCCCAGUCAAGGCUGAUCAGCCCUUACCCAAGACAUUGUCAAGUCAUCCUACAGCCGCUGCCGAGCAGACGUCUGACGCUAUUGAACGACUCACCUCUGAAGGCAAUGCAUCCAUCCACUCAGCCAAGGACGAUGCCACUGUCAUUGUCAACGAAGAUCCCUUGGAUCUUGGUAGGCAUCGUAGGGACGUCACCCAGAAACAGAUGAAGGCGGACCAUCCGUUGGCCAAGCCCAAGCAUAUGAAGAAAUUCUACACGAGACAAAACGCUUUGAUCGAUCAAUUUCUCCAAAGUGGUGACGAGGAACGACUAGCCGCUCUCGACCAUCUUCAGAAUGGACCAAAAGUGCGCUUUGCUGUAAAUGCAUCUUUUCUCGUCAACUUUUGCUUGUUUAUCAUCCAGAUGUACGCUGCUAUCUCGACGGGAUCGCUAUCUCUCUUCGCUACAGCUGCAGAUGCCUUCAUGGAUCUCGUUUCUUCAGUGGUCAUGCUGGUCACGUCGCGCAUGGCGGCCCGUCCAAGUGUAUACAAGUACCCAGUCGGUCGUACACGCAUUGAAACAAUCGGUAUUAUAAUGUUCUGCUGUCUUAUGACGACGGUGGCCAUACAACUCAUCAUUGAGUCUGGUAGAGCUCUUGGGAAUGGAGCCAAGGAGUCAGAAGAACUCCAUAUCAUUCCUAUUGCGUUUGUGUCACUGGCUAUCUUCUGCAAGGGAUCGCUGUGCGUCUUCUGCUUCAUUUACCGCCGAUACCCUGCAGUCCACGUCUUCUUCAUUGACCAUCGCAAUGAUAUUAUCGUCAACGCUUUCGGUCUUGCCAUGUCUAUUAUUGGUAACCGAGUCGUUUGGUAUGUCGAUCCCAUCGGUGCCAUCCUAAUUGGUCUCUUGAUCCUCUUCUCAUGGGCUGCCAAUGCCUUCGAUCACGUCUGGCUUCUUGUUGGCAAAUCCGCGCCCAAGGACUUCAUCUCAAAGCUUAUCUACUUGGUUGUCACACAUGACACACGCAUCGAGAAGGUUGACACGUGCCGAGCCUACCACGCAGGACAGAAGUACUAUGUUGAGGUCGACAUAGUCAUGGACCAAGACCUGCCUCUUAAAAUUACCCACGACGUCUCUCAGACACUCCAGCGAAAGCUCGAAGGCCUUGGAGAUGUUGAGCGAGCAUACGUCCACGUCGAUUACGAGAACGAGCACGAUAUCUACGAAGAGCACAAACCAUUGUAUGAAGUCACGCAGUCACGAACAAUCAAGGAGCGCGUCAAAGCGAUGCGAUGGCUCUUUGGCAAACAACAGAAAGAAGUAUGA